GGGCGCGGCGAUGGCCGCGGCCGGGCAGGAGGAGUACGCGUACCUCUACAGGGACUCCGCGCACCCCGCCGGCUUCUUGGAGGCGUUCCGGGCGUUUUACCUGGACGGGCUGUUCACCGACAUCACCCUGCAGUGCGCCUCGGGGGUCAUCUUCCACUGCCACAGAGCUGCCCUGGCAGCCUGCAGCAGUUAUUUUAAAGCCAUGUUCACAGCCGAUAUGAAAGAAAAAUCCAAAAACCAGAUCAGCCUUCCCGGGCUCAGCCAUGCAGUACUGGAAGCUCUCGUGAAUUAUGCAUACACAUCACAGAUCCAGAUAACAAAGAGAAAUGUCCAAAGCCUACUCCAGGCUGCAGACCUGCUCCAGUUCUUGUCAGUAAAGAAAGCCUGUGAGCAGUUUCUGGUAAGGCACUUAGAUACUGACAACUGCAUUGGGAUGCACUCCUUUGCCGAAUAUCAUGAUUGCUCGGAGCUGGAGAAAGAGUCCAGAAGGAUUUUGUUAUGGCAGUUUGAAGAAGUGUGGAAGCAGGAGGAGUUUCUGGACAUUGACAAGGAGAAGCUCUCUUAUAUUCUCUCCAGGGAGAAUCUCAAUGUUCAGAAAGAAGAGGCAGCCAUUGAAGCUGUCAUUAAGUGGGUGACACACAACGUGGAAGGAAGAAUUGAAGACAUCUGUGAAGUGCUGAGCUGCAUCAAAUUAGACUUAGAUAAUGCGUAUUUGAGGUCAGCUCUAAGCCUGCGAAAAAAAUGCCGACUCAAUGACAGUAAGAUAAGGUCACUCAUAUAUAAUGCCCUGAACCUCAAUCCCAAAGGUCUUUCCAGAAGAUCCACAGCAGCCAUGUAUGUAAUUGGAGGAUAUUAUUGGCAUCCCUUAUCAGAAGUGCAUGUUUGGGAUCCUUUAACCGAUGCAUGGGUCCAGGGAACAGAGAUGCCAGAUCACACCAGAGAGAGCUAUGGGGUCACCAGUUUGGGACCAGACAUAUAUGUGACAGGAGGUUACAGAACAGAGAGCAUUGAAGCUCUUGACACCGUGUGGAUAUAUAACAGCGAGAGAGAUGAGUGGACAGAAGGCUGCCCCAUGCUCGAUGCCAGGUAUUACCACUGCGCCGUGUCCGUGAGUGGCUGCGUUUAUGCACUGGGAGGGUACCGAAAGGGAGCUCCAGUCCAAGAAGCUGAGUUUUAUGAUCCUUUAAUACAGAAAUGGCUUCCCAUUGCAAACAUGAUCAAAGGAGUUGGAAAUGCCACGGCCUGUGUCCUGCAUGAAGUCAUCUAUGUUGCUGGAGGUCACUAUGGGUACAGGGGAAGCUGCACCUACGAUAAAAUCCAGAGAUACCAUUCAGGUAGCAAUGAGUGGAGCAUAGUCACCACAAGUCCACAUCCAGAAUAUGGAUUGUGUUCAAUUACGUUACAAAACAAGAUCUAUUUUGUGGGUGGACAGACCACAAUCACUGACUGCUAUGACCCAGAGCAAAAUGAGUGGAAGCAGAUGGCUCACAUGAUGGAGAGAAGGAUGGAGUGUGGCACGGUGGUCAUGAACGGAUGCAUCUAUGUAACAGGAGGAUAUUCCUAUUCAAAAGGAACAUACCUGCAGAGCAUUGAGAAGUACGACCCUGAACGGAACAAAUGGGAAGCAGUAGGUAAUCUUCCCAGUGCUAUGCGGUCACACGGCUGUGUCUGUGUGUAUAACGUGUAAGCACUGCAAUUGCAUCUUGCUGUUACAGAAAACAGCAGAUGCAGUAUUCAUAUCAGCACUGAUUACCUCAUCAGGGGUUGUCUAAUACAAUCACUUAGUGCACAUUGGUAAUAACUAGAUAUAAUUUGUUCUCAUUUUAAACAGCGCAGAAACAUAAAUGUGAUAACAAGAUUUCCAUAUAUUUUUCAGUCCAAUCAUUCUUUGUCAUGGAAGUUCUCAAAUUGGUCUAAUACUUUGUACAGCAACAUAGGAACUACUGUGAAAAAUUGAUUUGUUUUUGCUAAUCACUGGAUGAAACUAUGACUUGGUGCUAAGAUGAGUAAAGCCAAACAAAAUCGGUUCUAAGGACUACUGGCCUUAAGAUGAAAUCUUUGUAUUCUGAGGGUAGCUGUAGAAAUGGAUCAUUGACACAAGCCAAGUGUAGGGUAUAUGCAGAGCAAUGUCACUGGGAUAACUAGGCUAUCAGAUUCAGAAAUGGGCAUUUACAGGAUGCCUCUAACUCUACCUUCAAGUGCCAGAGCAAAGACAAGCUUAGGCUAGGAAUGAGAGAAGAAAUGUUGGUAGUAGCCCCAGAGCAUGGGCCAAAAGCAUGCACUAGUUUUGCUGAAGGAGAAGUAAAAUGGCAUUCCUCUUUGCUGUUCUCACACUCUCUUCGACAUUGCCAAUGAGAAAGGAAAAAAGACUCUGCAAGGCUUUGCAAUGGGAUCUUUGGCUGAUGCACAGGUAUUUGUAGUUUGGGUGUUUCUGGGGGGGAGGGCUGUUCAGAGAAAGGCCUUAAUGUGCUAACUCUUUUUUAAUAUCAAUUCAAAUGUGUGUCUGCGUGGAAUGGAAGGAGAAAAUGAGAGAGACUGGAAAGUUAACAUCCGCCUGAGAUUCAAACUUCUCUAUUUUGUUUAAUGCCAUUUGAUCUUUCCUAAACAGUGACUUGAUCAAAGGUAACAACUAAAAAAACUUGUUAAAGUAUGUUAUGAAUGAAGAAAAAAUAUGAUCUAUAGGAUUGAUUUAUUUAUUAUUUAUCUCAAAACUUAAUAUGAGAUCUUCAAAUCUGUGUAGAAAGUGGAUUUUUGUAAAGUGACUUACAGACAAACAGAUUACACUCUGUGGCCUGACAAUGGUGAUCCAAAUGAAGAAAUGCUUUGGGGAAUAGGGAAGGCUCUUUUAGCACGGAUCCCCCAGUCCAGUUUAUAAAAUGACUGCAGAAAGAGCUGUUAGACAUUGGUGUGAGAGGCAGGGACAAUACAGGGCUGCCGUAGGGUGUGGUGGGAACUUCCCACACCAGCACUGCCAUCUAAAAAGAAAUUUAGGUUUUAUUGGAUUUCUCACAUACAAAUAAAGGACUUUUCCAAGCAGUAAGCUCUGAGUUGAUAAUAAGCAUUUAUUAAUAAGCAUUGCUUGAUCAUAAGCAUUUUCAGCUUUUUAAAAAUUCUUUCGCAUUUUUAUGCUAUUUCUGACUUGCAUUUGACUGUUUGUAGCAGGUGGCACUCAGUUCUGGCUUUGAUGUGAAGUUCUGUGGUGUAUAUGUACAGUUCUUUUUUUGAUAUUUUCAUAUGUUGCCUCACUAUUUCAGAAGCUUGUGUGUCUGUUCAGUGUUUUGCUUUGUUACCCAUCUCACUGAGAUCUAUUCAGGGAUUCCACAUAACUUGUUUAAAGACUCUAAAGAGGGGUAGAGAAUUGAACUUCGAGGCUGUUUGAAAUGCGUGGGCCAAGCAGGUGAGCAAGAGAUAAAUUGAGUUUGUUUCUCCUGGAAAUCUCCACAGCUGACAAUUGCUCAAGGGCAGGUGGAGAUUGAAAGGACAACAUCACAAGGAUAUGAAGGUGAUCUUUGAAUUGAAUGAAACCACAUUGAACUCAAUGUGUUUAUGUAAU
This is a messenger RNA of Melospiza melodia melodia, 3553 nucleotides long. It is a transcript of the gene KLHL23, whose product is annotated as kelch like family member 23. The transcript has 3 exons. Lineage: Eukaryota; Metazoa; Chordata; Aves; Passeriformes; Passerellidae. Gene Ontology annotation, molecular function: protein binding. The coding region runs from base 11 to 1687 and encodes 558 amino acids. The record is from RefSeq and is a predicted model, not a curated record.